AUGAAAUAGAUUAUAAGGCCAAUUAGAAUGUGUACUCCAAUAAUAGCAACAAAUAAUUAUUUGAACAUUUACAAUUUGAAUUAAUUCUUUUUACGGAUGUCAUUGGAAAAUAAUGAUGACGAUCUGGAACCCCUUAAAGUAAAAGAAGAACAAAAUAUUCGUAGGUUAAUUAAGAAUCUGAUAUGA
Molecule: messenger RNA, 186 nt
Organism: Paramecium tetraurelia
Lineage: Eukaryota; Ciliophora; Oligohymenophorea; Peniculida; Parameciidae
Exons: 1
Source: RefSeq, a predicted model, not a curated record